AUGGAAUCCAUCUCUGGAUCGAUUCCGAAUUCAUUUGCAAACCUAAGUGAUCACCUUGUUUACUUAGAUCUUUCAUCAAAUAAUCUCACGGGUCCCAUACCUUCGUUGCAGGGAUCCAAGAAUCUCACUAGCAUAAACCUCUCUUAUAAUGCUCUGACAGGUCCAAUUCCUUCUUAUCUGUUUUCCCUUCCAUCAAUGCAUGAUAUUGCCCUUCAGGACAACCAAUUCAGUGAAGUUUCUGGAUUUCUUCCAAAAGGUUCCUUGUCUCCUUUGGUUUUACUAGAUUUGACAGGUAACAAACUACAAGGGCCUAUUCCCUCAUACUUGUUUGGCUUUCAAGGUCUCAUUUAUCUAUUACUUUCUUCCAACAACUUAAGUGGCACGAUACAGCUAGAAAGUUUUCAUACGCUUCAAAAUCUUCAAUGGCUUGAGCUUUCACACAAUAGCUUGUCAGUCAAUGCAAGCAUCAGUGACUCUAUCUUAUCGUCCUUUCCCCAACUCAACACUUUAGGAUUGGCUUCUUGCACGCUGCAAAAGUUCCCUCCUCUAAUGAACCAAUCGAUGUUGGGGUUAUUAGACCUUUCCAACAACCAAAUUUCUGGGGUAAUACCCAAUUGGAUUUGGAACGUUGGUGAUAGAUCUCCUAGUGCGUAUGCAAAUCAGCUGAAUCUUUCUGGUAAUCUCCUAGUGGGUUUCCAACGGGAAUACGUUUUUCCUCCUCUUCAAGUCCUUGACCUUCAUUCAAAUCAGCUCUGCGGUGAAAUACCAAUACCGCAAGAUUCAACACGCUAUGUGGACUACUCAAGGAAUAAUUUCAGCUCUUCUAUCCCAGCUGAAAUUGGCAACCGUAUUUCCACAGCAUAUUUCUUCUCUCUUUCACAUAACAUGCUUUCUGGACCCAUCCCUCCAUCAAUAUGCAAUGGGAGCAACCUUGAAGUUCUUAAUUUGUCCAACAAUAGAUUCACUGGCACUAUACCCCAAUGUUUGAUAGAUAAAGGGACUGCGACCCUUCGUGUAUUGAAUUUGCAAAAUAACCUUCUUACUGGUAACCUAAUGGGGAUGUUCCCAAAAGGUUGCACUUUGAGGACACUUGAUUUGAGUGAAAAUCUCUUGGAAGGGCAUGUUCCAAAAUCCCUGGCCAAUUGUGCAAAUGCGGAGGUUAUAAAUCUCGGUAACAACAACAUAAAUGGUAAUUUCCCUUGUUUCUUGGCGAACUUAUCAGAAUUGCACGUUUUAGUAUUACGAUCCAACAAGUUCCAUGGAAAUAUUCGCUGCCAAGGAAUUCAUAAUUAUAUCUGGCCAAAGCUUCAAAUCAUUGACCUAGCUUUGAACAACUUCAGUGGCAUUUUGCCGCCAAAAUUCUUUUCACAAAGAAAGGCAAUGAUGGAUAGGGGUAAUGCAACACCACAUCUCAAUCACUUGGGUUUUGAGUUGAGUUAUGGUACCUACUAUGAGGAUUCAGUGACAGUUAUCAACAAAGGGUUAGAAAUGGAGCUUGUGAAGAUCUUAAAUAUAUUUACCACCAUCGAUUUCUCAAACAACAGGUUCAAAGGAGAAAUACCAUAUAUAGUUGGGGAUCUAAAAUCCCUCUAUGUUCUCAACCUAUCGCACAAUGUCCUCACUGGUUUAAUCCCAUCAUCUGUUGGAAACUUAACAGAGCUUGGAUCACUUGACCUCUCAUGGAACAAGCUUGGAGGAAGCAUCCCGGUGACACUUGCAAGUCUGACAUUUCUUUCAUUCCUGAACUUAUCAUACAAUCAACUCGUUGGAAUGAUCCCAAGAGGCCCACAACUUCAAACAUUUCCAGAAACUUCGUACAAAGGAAACAAAGGAUUAUGGGGAGCUCCUUUGACCGCUUGUUGCAAGGAAGCAGAAUCGGCACCGCCGACAUUGGAUGGUACACAAUCAUAUACCGAAGAGAAUGAGAUUAACUGGGUCUACAUAACUGCUACGUUGGGGUAUACUGUGGGGUUUGGAGUUAUUGUUGGGCCACUUUUAUACUCGAAAAGAUGGAGACAAUACUACUACAAACCUCUUGAUAGAGUUAUUGUGAGGAUUCUCCAUCAUCGAGAGGAGCAAGCAAGACAUCAAAGAAGAAGAAACAACAUAAACCAGCUUCGGAGACGCCAACACCACUGAAGGGCGAUCACGUGGAGGGAACAAGACUUAGUAUUGGGCACUAAGUUGGCUAGCUAUCCUUGUUCUAUGUCAUCUAGUAAUUUCAGUUACUUAAAUUGUGAGUAUGUUAUCAUAUGGCAUGACAUGGUACUUGUCUAUUUUCCGCUUUUCUAGUUGGGCUUAGCAAACCCGAUGAUUUGUAAUAAAUUGAGCUUUGUAUUAUUUAUCUUCCAGUAUUCAAUAAAGACAAGAACUGGCGGAUAUAUUCGAUAA
Molecule: messenger RNA, 2391 nt
Organism: Rhododendron vialii
Lineage: Eukaryota; Viridiplantae; Streptophyta; Magnoliopsida; Ericales; Ericaceae
Product: receptor-like protein 33
Exons: 2
Coding region: 1-2139 (712 amino acids)
Molecular function (GO): protein binding
Source: RefSeq, a predicted model, not a curated record